Molecule: messenger RNA, 2070 nt
Organism: Dendroctonus ponderosae (mountain pine beetle)
Lineage: Eukaryota; Metazoa; Arthropoda; Insecta; Coleoptera; Curculionidae
Gene: red
Product: lysM and putative peptidoglycan-binding domain-containing protein 2
Exons: 4
Coding region: 167-940 (257 amino acids)
Source: RefSeq, a predicted model, not a curated record
AUCAUACGGAGCUACUUAAAAAUCACAGGCAAGAACAACAAAAAGUCGUUCAGCUCUAAAUUUAAAUAGGGCUUUCCCUCAUUAGCAUAUAAUUGGCAACAGCGGGCGUUGUCACACAACCUCACGAUCACAUGGUUUGUGUUGAUGUUCACUUGACAGAACACAGAUGAUGACCAUGACAGCGAGAAAAAUUGAAGUGUCUAUUCCAAUGUCGCUGCUUUCGUUCACCAAAAGUGUGGACAGGGGCUCCUAUGAGAAACUCUCCAUACGCGACAGCGCCAGGUCAUUGAAGAAAUAUGGCUCAACGAGCAGUAAAAACAACACGAAAAACGAAAACUACAUUCAGCACUUUGUCAGCAAUAGCGACACGUUGCAAGGGAUCGCCCUCAAGUACAAUGUAACUAUAGAACAGAUCCGAAGGGCCAAUAAACUAUGGGCUUCAGACAGCUUGUUUCUGCGGGAAUUUUUGUUGAUUCCGCAAGCGGACAAUGCGAAUGAUCUCCAAUCGCCAUCCGAGGCUCAAUCCACUAGUUCCCAGUCCUCAAUCGCCAGUCCCAGUAUGGAAAAUCUCAAUCAGAACAACCGCAUGUCGAUGGGUAGCAGCACCCGAAGCGACAGCUUUGAUGAGGAGAAUAUCAGUGAUUUUUUGAGCAAAAUCGAUGCCUCGAUAGCCAGCACUAAGCAGGUGGUCCAGAAGGUGGCAAACAGCAGCGAAUUCGGUUCAGAUAUACCGGCAGAUCAGCGCCGAAGGCCUCAAUCACGCCUCAAACAACACUAUCAGUCGCAACAGUCUCAAAACAACAACAGCGCUGGAUCUGAGAGUUCUUCGCCCAAUCCCGUGGCUGCAGUUAACACAAAAGUGACGGUGCAACAGGGGAAAAAAGUCAGAACCAGUCUGGAGCUCCAUGAGCAGCAACAGGAGCAACUCUUCGAGUUGUAGCAGGAGAUGUUGCCAUGGUUGGAACCACUUCGUCCCUCUGAACAGUCUAUUGCAAACUCCGUUUGCAACAUGAAGUAUAAAGGAACGAAGAUACCAGUGUGAUGCUUCUAGGAAAUAAUUCAGAAAUAAUCUUUUCGUUCAAGUAGCCCAAUGGCUACUUUUAUUGUUGUUAGAUUUUAUCGUUGUCCAAAGUAAGCUUUAGCAAUAACGCUAUAUAAAUGAAUAUAUGUUUGUUGGAGUAGCCUCAAGGCUCGAACACAUUUCGGGGCUUUUAAGAGCAAAGAACAGACUACCUAAGUCAAUCUAAUAGUAAUAUGGAAAUUGCAAUAUUUGUGUUUGAAAAAAAUGUGAAUUAAACUACUCUAGACGGGCGCCGUUCAGGGAAUUUCGUUGGAAACGGAAAGAGUGUACGCUUAUAACAUCUUAUUGUUUUUUACUAAUCUCAUCGAUUACAAGCUAGUGAAUAGGUUUUUACAUAAUUCUUGCCACUUGCAGUUCAAAUCUCCCAAAAAAUACUCAUUUUAACGUCCAUAGGCCAAGAAACCUUGAACAAUGAGCCUACUUGCAACAGUUUAUUGCAUUGUUUAGGGCCUCAGAUGAGAUGGCAUUUUAUUUUUUUAUUUUAUAUUGCUUUUGUUCCGUUUAAUUGAUAUAUUUUAUUUGGAACGUUAUUACCUCAAUUGCAGUCGCAAUAUUAUGGGACGGCGUGUAUUAGAACUAUUAAUUCCUAUUUACUUACCAAGUUGAGUGUUAAUAAGCUGCUUCUCAAUCGUGCUUUAUUCCAAUUGCAGCCGGUAUAUCCAGACGCAGUCUGGCAUCCAGGAAAGUAAAUAAUUGUCCAAACGCUGUACCUAAAAGAAGUUUGGGCAUUAGUUUUAGAUAUAUGUUUUAUACAAACGAUCACUGUAACUGAAUAAUGAUUAUAAUAAUGCACAACUUGUAGAUUUGUAAAUAUAUAAAAUAUUUAUUACUCAACGAUUAGCAUGUUGGCGUUUUUUCAUGAUUGUUGAGAACGAUUUCUAAUGACGGCUUAUAUUUUACCCAACAUUAUCUUUGUGUGAUUAUUCCCAUGGCUUUUGUUUUGUGAUUAAGUGGAUGUUACUAUUAAAUAAACGUUAAUUUUUGUAGAA